CACGUCAAACCUACAACAACCAAAAAUAAAAAUAAAAAUAAAAAUAUUUUUACUCUGAAUCACAUUUUUUUUUUUGUGUUUUGUUUGUUCCCUUGUAGAUUCGUACUCUGCAAGUGAACUAAAACACAGAAGACGAAAGAGACGAGACGACGAAUCCAGAAUCAGAGAGAAAGGCUUCAGUACAAAUUUGGAUCUGACUUUUUGAUUUUGCGGCGGUUCAAGUUCAAUGCUUUAAUAAACAUCGAGCAGUUUCGAAUCUCUGGGGAAAACGAAGCGUGUAGGUUAGGGGAAAACAACAAGUGCUUAAGAUUACGUUGAAGAGAAGCAAGUUCUUAUAAUCGCGAUUUGAAGAGAAGCAAGUGUUUUUGGUAGAGCGAUGGAGUCACGAAUGGAUCAGUAUGAGCUUAUGGAACAGAUCGGGAGAGGAGCCUUUGGUGCCGCCAUUUUAGUUCAUCAUAAAGCUGAGAGAAAGAAGUAUGUUUUGAAGAAGAUCAGAUUAGCUAGACAAACGGAACGUUGCCGGAGAUCUGCUCAUCAAGAGAUGGCUUUGAUUGCAAGAGUUCAGCAUCCUUAUAUUGUGGAGUUUAAAGAAGCUUGGGUUGAGAAAGGUUGCUAUGUUUGUAUUGUCACUGGAUACUGUGAAGGAGGAGACAUGGCUGAGUUGAUGAAAAAGUCAAAUGGUGUUUAUUUUCCUGAGGAGAAACUCUGCAAGUGGUUUACUCAAUUAUUAUUGGCGGUUGAGUAUCUGCAUUCUAACUAUGUUCUUCAUCGUGAUCUUAAGUGUUCCAACAUUUUCCUUACAAAAGAUCAAGACGUCCGCCUUGGGGACUUUGGCCUUGCCAAAACAAUGAAGGCGGAUGACCUAACUUCCUCGGUUGUUGGAACUCCAAACUACAUGUGCCCGGAACUGCUUGCUGAUAUCCCUUAUGGUUUUAAAUCAGAUAUCUGGUCGCUAGGCUGUUGUAUAUAUGAAAUGGCUGCAUAUCGACCUGCUUUCAAAGCUUUUGAUAUGGCAGGGCUUAUAAGUAAGGUUAAUCGUUCCUCAAUAGGUCCAUUGCCACCGUGCUAUUCACCAUCUUUAAAAGCACUCAUCAAGGGGAUGUUAAGGAAGAACCCCGAGUAUCGGCCAAACGCCUCCGAUAUUUUGAAGCAUCCUUAUUUGCAGCCAUAUGUUGAGCAGUACCGUCCAACCCUUUCUGCAGCGUCUAUAACUCCAGAAAAGCCUCUUAAUUCUCGCGAGGGCCGGAGGAGUAUGGCUGAAAGCCAGAACAGCAAUAGUUCAAGUGAAAAAGAUAACUUCUAUGUGAGUGACAAAAAUAUCCGAUAUGUGGUUCCAAGUAAUGGUACUAAAGUCUCUGAGACAGAUUCAGCUUCAAUCGAUGAUGAAGACACCCUCGAGCAUGUGCAACAACCAGCUGAAAAUGACAAUCUCCAGAGUGUUUCAGCAGCGAAACCAGAUGGCCAUGGGAUUUUAAAGCCCGUACAGAGUGACCAGCGACCAGACAUUAUUCAACCAAGGCACCCAAAAACUAUCAGAAACAUCAUGAUGGUUUUGAAAGAAGAGAAAGCUAGAGAAAAUGGUUCACCCAUGAGAUCUAACCGAGGGAGACCUUCUAGUGUUCCAACUCAGAAGAAUAAUAUUGAAACUCCAUCAAAGAUUCCCAAACUCAGUGACGUUGCUCAUGGCUCCAAUACUAACGUAAAUACGCCUAUCCCACCUUCAAAGCUAGCUCCUGAUUCCGCAAGGGCUCCAGGAUCAAUACCGCCAAAGCAUCAUAUGCCAGUGAUUGACUCUUCUCCAAAACUUAAGUCUAGAAGCGACAGAACUUCACCAUCUCCUGCUGCUAAACAGGAGGCCGAAGAGGUAAUGUCAAUUAAGCGAAGGCAAAGAACACCUCCUACUUUACCAAGAAGACCGUCUUUGAUAGCGCAGCAGUCAAGACAAUUAGGAGCAGAUAUUCCAAAUAUGGCAGCCAAGGACACCAUGAAGCAACAUCCACCUGUGCCGUCAGAGUCUGAAACUAAUUCUCAUCAAUCUCGUGUCCAUGCUUCCCCUGUGAAUACGCCGGAGCCAAAGAGAACCUCUGUCGGAUCUUCCAAAGGAAUGCAGAGUGAAAGCAGCAACUCAAUAUCGUCUUCGUUGUCCAUGCAGGCAUUUGAGCUCUGUGAUGAUGCUUCGACCCCAUAUAUCGACACGUCAGAACAUACAACUCCUGAUGACCACAGAAGAUCCUGUCACAGUGAAUACUCGUCUUCAUUUCCAGAAAUCUCCUCAGAGAUGAUGAUCCGCAGAGAAGAACACAGCACCAGUAUGCGGCUAAACGAAACUCCUGACACUGUUUCCGAUGUUCAAAACACUAUUGCCUAUCGUCAUCAUCCAGAAGAAAGCUCGCCCACUCUGCAGAAAAAUGAUAGCCCUGCAACAAUGCAGAGCUACGAGCCUAAUGCAUCACAACGACACCACGGUGAUGACAAAUUCACAGUCAAAGAAUUCAUCUCCUCUGUUCCUACAGCUGCACCUAUUCCUUUGCAUGUAGGACCAUCCCACCAAGUGAAUUCCCACUCAGAUAACAAAACAAGCUCCCACCAAAUGCAAGUGAAUUCCCACUCGGAUAACAAAGCAUGCCUUGUGUCUCAGAACUCAGCUCUUGAGCAGAACAACAAUCCUUCCCAUCUUCAUCCAGUUGUUGAUGAUUUCAUACAUGUUAUCCGACACAGCAGCUUCCGUGUAGGGAGCGACCAGCCAGUCAUGGAAAGUGUUGAAGUCGGUGUACAGACCGUCGACAUGGGGAAACUCAUAAACGUUGUGAGAGAUGAAAUGGAGGUGAGAAAAGUACCAACUCCCUCGGAAUCACCCACCACUAGAUCGAUCAUUUCAGAGCCUGACUCAAGAACUGAGACCCGCCCUGAAGUACCAGAUCCCAUCACCAACUACUCAGAAACAAAGAGCUUUAACUCCUGCUCUGAUUCUUCACCAGCUGAGACAAGACCCAACUCAUUCAUGCCUGAUGAGGAAACAACUCCGGCUCCAGCUGUGAAAGAGACAUUGGACAUCAAGUCGUUCAGACAGAGAGCAGAGGCGCUUGAAGGUCUAUUGGAACUAUCUGCGGAUUUGCUGGAACAGAGCAGGCUCGAAGAGCUAGCCAUUGUGUUGCAGCCGUUCGGGAAGAACAAAGUUUCGCCUAGAGAAACCGCUAUUUGGUUGGCAAAGAGUCUUAAAGGAAUGAUGAUCGAAGACAUCAAUAAUAAUAACAGUGGCAGCUCCAGAAAUGUAUCAUGAAGGUAAAGUAACAUACAAGCAUUUACAACCAAACUCUCUUCUUUGUUACUUGUUUUCUAUAAAGUUCAUAUUUUCAUAAAGUAACAAUUCACUCAGUAAAAAGAAUCACAAACAACAAAACACAUCCAUUUCGAAAUUUUGAAAGUACAGCCACCGUUAUCGAUGUUAAGUGUUUCCAAUAUUGUAUAUACAGACUCUGGGAUUAUUGGUUGAUUA
This is a messenger RNA of Camelina sativa (false flax), 3496 nucleotides long. RefSeq names its product serine/threonine-protein kinase Nek5. The record is from RefSeq and is a predicted model, not a curated record. Gene Ontology annotation, biological process: microtubule-based process; protein phosphorylation. Gene Ontology annotation, cellular component: cortical microtubule. NCBI's taxonomy places the organism in Eukaryota, Viridiplantae, Streptophyta, Magnoliopsida, Brassicales, Brassicaceae. Gene Ontology annotation, molecular function: ATP binding; protein serine/threonine kinase activity.